AUGUCUAUAGUAAAUGAGAUGGCUCCUGGAACUGUGAGUUAUCAUGGAUGGUGUAAGAGAUUGGUGGGUCAACAUGAUAAAUUCGGACAGUUAUUCACCCAGCUGAUCCCGUUCCGUUCCGUGAGUCUCGGUUCUCUCCUCCGUGGCUUGAGUUUGGCGCGUAGGCAGCAAGAAGCUGGAGUUGAGCCAGAUUUUCUUAAUCGCAGAAGUACGAUUCGGGAGACCCGCUGGAAGGGAGCAAAGGCCAGAGAAAUUGGAGAGGGUGUCAAACUCUUCUACGGAGAAGACACCAAACGAAAUGGUGUGGCCACAGCAGUGGCAGAGUCUCUGAAAGACUGUCUCCGCCGCCAGUAA
Molecule: messenger RNA, 354 nt
Organism: Haemonchus placei
Lineage: Eukaryota; Metazoa; Nematoda; Chromadorea; Rhabditida; Trichostrongylidae
Source: the annotation of a GenBank genome assembly